Suillus paluster is the source of this 2466-nucleotide messenger RNA. RefSeq lists its product as uncharacterized. Lineage: Eukaryota; Fungi; Basidiomycota; Agaricomycetes; Boletales; Suillaceae. Gene Ontology annotation, biological process: potassium ion transmembrane transport; stabilization of membrane potential. Gene Ontology annotation, cellular component: membrane. The record is from RefSeq and is a predicted model, not a curated record. The coding region runs from base 1 to 2466 and encodes 821 amino acids. The transcript is spliced from 11 exons. Gene Ontology annotation, molecular function: potassium ion leak channel activity.
AUGGCCUUACAGACCCUGAUAGCCCUCGUCUUUGCAUUCACAUCUACCAGGACAAGUGUAUCUGACCCAGAGAAGGGUCCAGGAGCCCUCAGUGAAACUUCCAAUGGAAAUAGGAACUCAAGCACUCGCGUUGACAAUAACGAAGGAGACGACGCGGACGAGGGCGAGGGCGAGGGCGAGGGGAGAAACCUAGUUCAGGAAGCGCACCUGGACAUAGACGUUGACGACGAUGAAGACGGCUCACCGCCAAAUGAGUCUGACUUAGGCCCACCGACCGACCCACUACAGCUGCCCGAUUCUCCUGAAGAGCGCCCGUCGUUGUUGGCUCGGGCAAAGACAUUCAUGUUUCCGCCAUCAUCAGAUGUCUUGUGCUUCGUACCAAACUACCGGUGCACUCCCCUUAUAUCUGGCAUUGUGAUACCAUUCUCGAUCUUGCUCGAGAUCCCAGGGCUCACUGGGUACUGGUACAUCCGCACCGAGGAUUAUGAUACCAUCCAAACUCGUCCUAACCCCGCUCUACUGGAUACUGGCCUCGCAUUUAGCAUGACUUGCGCUGUCAUCGCUAAUAAGUGGGUCAUGGCGACGACAAUUUUAUGUAUCAUAUUUUUGUCCAUACACGAUAUAAUCAAUAUUGUCGCUCUCACCAUCUUUGGCGUGAGCCACCGAUUCGACGACGGGUUCACCUACGGUGAAGCUUUCUGGAUCACUGUCUGCUCCACCGUUGCAUCUGUCAUCACAAAUGUGUCCCUUAUCAUCGACUUCAUUCGCACGCCAGACUUCAAGACAAGCGGCAGUGGCCUCACCCGCAAGCAGCGCACACUGGUGAUCAUCCUCAUCAUCCUAUUCACCUACAUCGCACUCGGCUCUAUGAUAAAUUCAUUCAUGCUUUCUCUCAGCUUCAUUAACGGGCUUUAUUUCACUGUCACAUCAAUCGAGACUAUCGGCUUUGGCGACAUUGUGCCUACUUCCCCUGGAUCGAGAGUAUUUAUCUGCUUUUACGCCUUCUUUGGUAUUGUGAACCUUGCCGUGGUGGUGGGCAUGGUAGGGGAAACAGUGAGGGAAGGGCUGCACGUCGGUUAUCUACGACGCUUGCAGGAAAUUCGAGAACGACGGCGUGCAUCACGGAGACGAAAAAAUGCUGAAAGGCGAUGGCGUUCAGCGGUUAUAUGGAAACUGCGAGACAAAGGUGCAAAGGUGUGGGUUCGGAAACAUCGUUCAAAACAAUCAGACUCGCUUUGGGCCAAGGUGAAGAGAAGGUUUUUCAACGCUGCCGAAAGGAUUCCGCGUCCCUUGGAUUAUUCGCGGGGAAUGCGUCUGAACCUCGAGGCGCUCACACACGAUCAAUUGGAAGCAGCAGCAAUGGAGGCAGGCGUUCCACUUGAUGCGUUGCUCCCACCAGAGUUUUACGAAGCGCAGAUGCAGAAUGACGACGACAGCAAUGCUGAUGACUUGGAGAUGAUUGCAAGCAAAUAUAUGUCUGUCCCGCAUCCAGUAUAUGGGAUAAAUGUGCGACAUGGGACACUUCGGCCACUAACACAUCAGCGGGUUGGCGCCAUGGCAGCGCUCCUAACGAGAUUUGCGAUUGAAUUUUCCGGACAAAGUGGACCGCAGGCUGCUAUGGACGGUGUUAAACGUCCUAGCGAAGACUCUGCUUCGAAUGCUAGACGUGGCUUGAGCAUUGGCGGCGCAGGUGGAGGCGGACAUAACGUUGAGAGCUCUGCGACGCUUGCGACGACCUCCAGCAGCGACGAUAUUAACACAGAAUACGACUCCAAGAACGCUCUUUGGGUGCGCUCGUCUUUUUCGUGGGCAUUGUUUGUUGUGUUCUGGAUGGUUGGCGCGGCAAUAUUCAGUAAAACCGAAGGCUGGUCAUAUGGCUCGUCUAUAUAUUUCUGUUUUGUGGCUUUCACAACGAUCGGAUAUGGUGAUCUUGCACCCAGGACGCCUGCAGGUCGGUCUGUGUUCGUUGUGUGGGCCCUGCUCGGCGUCGCGACUGUGACUGUAUUGAUCUCUGUCGCCUCCGAGGCUUACUCCGAGCGCUACAAGGGUAUGCUCCAAAGCGACUCUUUCGAGCGAGCCGUCACGCUGUACCGCAUGUUUUCUGAGCAGGAGGACGAAGGCGGUGAGGGCAGCAAGCAGCCACAAGACACAGAAAUGAACGCACCAGAUCCAAAUCUACGGGCACAGGACUUGCUCGAGACGCUCCCGCGGCAUGUCUUAAACGAGACGCGUUCGUUCCAGGAGUACAUGCGGUAUCUGGGAAAUAAUGGCAAAGGUACGAACGCCUACGUGAAUGAGCGGCUGAAGGCGCUCCUGGACGAUGUACUUGGCGCGGGGGGUAUGAAGGAGAGUGUGAAAAUGAAUCUUUUGAGGGAUAAGGGUACCAGACAGAUGCUUGUCACGUUAAGCAUCGAGAGUGAGUCCCCGUUCAUUCAGGUCGUCCGAAGGCUGUCAAUUGACUGUUAG